UGAAAGAGAUAAUAUAAAAAGAAACAGUGGAGAGGACAAGAAAGGUUAAUGCAAGAGAGACAAGGAUCAUACCAACCGAGAGAGACUGAGAUACAGAGAGCGCUGGAGCGAGUGACUCAGCCGAGCAGUGAGACAAAAAAAUUAAAAAAAUUUAAAAAUAAAAACCCCCACCUCAAUCCCUCUUCUUCUAUACAUUCCAAAACCCCCCAUCAUUAACUUGAAUAUGUACUGAAAAAAAGAAAGAAGAGACGCGUAGAGCCCGAUCGAAGCACCGCAUGGCUUAUUCUCCUCCUCCUCCGCCGCCGCCGCCGCCGCUGCCGCAAACCCUACCGCCGCCGCUCCAAACCACCACCCUCGCCGCGGCCUCCUCCGCCUCGGCACCGUCGUCGCUCACGCUCUCCCCGAGCGUCCUCAUCAUCCUCGCCAUCCUCGCCAUCGUCUUCCUCGCCUCCGUCGCCAUCCACCUCUUCCUCCGCUUCCUCUCCCGCUCCCCGGCCUCCUUCCUCCGCCGCGGCAGCCGGAACCACCACCACCACCGCGCCGCAGCCGCAGCCUCCGCCGGCGGCGGCGAGGCGAAGGAGGUGUCGGAAGGGGAGAAGGCGACGCUGAUCGAGAGGCUCCCGCUGUUCACCCUGGCGUCGGCGCUCUCCGCGCUCCCCAAGUCGUCCCCGGACUGCGCCGUGUGCCAGGAGCCCUUCCGCCCCGACGACGAGCUCCGGCUCCUCCCGGCCUGCCGCCACGCCUUCCACUCCCGCUGCGUCGACCCCUGGCUCCGAUCCACCCUCCUCUGCCCCCUCUGCCGCUCCUCCAUCGCCCUCCCCUUCCCCCCACUCAUCCUCCCUCCCCUUCCCCCCACCACCGCCGCCGCUACUGCUGCUGCUGCUGCUGCUGCGCCGCGGAUGAUCGACGACGACGACGACGACGACGCUGCGCCCCGAUCCGGAAGCUUCCGCAUCGAGAUGGGCACCGUGAGCCGGCGCCGAACCGCCCCCGAAGACGUCCCCGGGGCCCCGUCGCCGUCCCCGUCCCCGCACACGAUGAGGUCCUACGCCAUGGAGUCGUACGACUACGUGGUGGAGGAGGAGGUGGAGGCGGUGAUCUCCGCGAUCCCCCCGCGUCACGGCGUCGGCGUCGUCCUCCUUCAACUCCGUCCGCCACUCCGGCCGCUGGAGCUCGCGCUGGAGCAACCGCUACGACGACGGCGGCGGGUGGCGGGAGGCGUCGUGGUGGGAUUUGGAAGGGAGCCUGCAGGCGCGGGAGGGCGACGACGGCGGCGGCGGCGGCGGCCUCUACGCCUUCUACCGCUGGAUUACUGGCGUGUAGCUGCAGCGCUCCUUCCGAACCUUCCUUCUCGAUCUCUUUCGAUUCGAAUAAUAAAGCCAGCCAGCCAGCCAGCCAGCCGCGCCGGGAAAUGCGGGACGACGUUCUUCGGUAUAAUUUUACCAAAAAUUGACAGCUGGCUUACUACUACUACUACUACUCGCUCUUCUACUUCUACUUUUGUGUGGGCUAUUAAUUUGAUAGAGAUCGAUAAAUCGUUCUAAAUUGGAGGCCUCUUCCCUUCUUUUUUCUCCCCUUUUUUUUUUUUUUUUUUCUGAAUAUGUUGUUGUUGUUGUUGUUGUUUCUUCUUGCUAAUCCACGACGGGGCAAGUGAUGAUGAUGGAACAGCUGAGAAGAGGAUAAUCCGGAGGAAUGAAUUAAAAUGGGUGGUAGCAGCAAGAGAGAGGGGGAGGAGAGAAUGCGAACAAAAAUUCGAGCGUCGCAGCGUCAUUGUCGUCAUUAAUAGUUGUUUAGCUGCCUAGUGGUGCAAGUCGCUCGCACUACACCGAAGUUUUGGACGCACGUACUCUUUGUUCGGAUUGAAGUGUGGGCGAUGAUGUAAAUAAAUGUAUGUUACGUUGUCGAUUCUAAACAUCAAGCCUCGUGCAACUAAAAUAAGAGGAGGAAGCAAAUUCUGUAUAAAUUCAACAAAAUUUCAUUGCUUUUGCUUCUUCUUCUUCUUUUUUUUCUCCUCCUUUUUUUUUUGUGUGCGUCUUUGGGUUCUCUCUUUAGAUACAAUAUGUCGAUCGUGGAAGUUUUCUUAUUAGCUCCUGUGAUUAUUAACUAAUUGUUUUGCGACCAAUUUGGUCCUACUACUGUAAGCUUGAAAGCAGUUUAAGUGAAAAACUUGGUCCUUUCUCCUCGUAUUAA
Messenger RNA from Ananas comosus (pineapple), 2190 nucleotides. RefSeq names its product E3 ubiquitin-protein ligase ATL4-like. NCBI's taxonomy places the organism in Eukaryota, Viridiplantae, Streptophyta, Magnoliopsida, Poales, Bromeliaceae. The record is from RefSeq and is a predicted model, not a curated record. Bases 276 to 1544 code for a protein of 422 amino acids. The transcript has 2 exons.